This is a messenger RNA of Pimephales promelas (fathead minnow), 3544 nucleotides long. RefSeq names its product transmembrane and coiled-coil domain family 1b (gene tmcc1b). Gene Ontology annotation, cellular component: endomembrane system. Lineage: Eukaryota; Metazoa; Chordata; Actinopteri; Cypriniformes; Leuciscidae. The record is from RefSeq and is a predicted model, not a curated record.
CUUCCUUCCGUUUGGGCGCAAUGUUUCCGAUUUUUUUUAAUCAGUCACUGCUGGUGAUUGUGUGCAGCGGCGCGAUAUCGACCAUCUAAUAGUAUUAGCCUGGGUUGGGCGUAAACUGUCCAUUUACCAGCUAGCCGGGCAGCUAAGUCGGCUAGCAACAGCAUCAACGGACAGUUCAGGAAAAGGAUCGGAUUAAAUCAGUCUUCAGCCACAUCCGUUUGUCUCACUAAGUGAAAUGGCAUGUGAUAAUCCUACAUUUAUGAGGGGCAAGUUGACUGAAGUCUCACGAGGACAGUGACACAAGAGGGACUGUCAUUGUCUAUGAGGCAGUUCUGGAUUUUGUCUUAGAUUUAUCCUCAGUAUCAGAUUUCGGUGUUGAGAAGACUGAGCAGGAUGACUGGAACUGAAGCCAACCCUAAACUGUGAGCCAGUGGCAGUCAGGCUGGACUAAUGACAAGCAUGACUUUGCGCCAAACCACAGAUGCAUGUAUGCUCUCAGAGUCCACCUGACUGCUGCCACUCUCUGCUUCCUGGCUUUUGAGACAGCCUAUCAGAGGGCUGGUGGAGGCGGGGCUUAGCUAGACCCCACCCCUUUGCUGACCCUCUGAGUGAGGCUGGCACCUCCUGAUGGACCAGGGUGGUAGCGAGCAGCCUGGGGCCGAGGAGCCAGACUCUGGGGGUCGAGCAGAGCGGGAGGUGAGCAGGAGGGCGUCCGAGCCUGAUCACGGCCUGUCCAAAAUUACUCACAAUGCCUUGGAGAACAUGGGUGCGCUGGGCCACGGUCUGAAGCAGUUCUUCCAACCUCAGCGCAGACGCUCGUCCGUCUCGCCACACGACUCCGUAGGCCCUAUCCCUGAGCCCCCAGAAGUGGGGCCAGAGUUGGGGGAAGCGCCUGCCGUCUCUAACUCUGACCCCCACGCUUCCGCCCCCCCUGCAGCUCUGAGCCGCGUGCUGCAGCAGAUUCGAGGCCCCCCCAUAAUGAAGAGAGGGACCAGUCUGCAGAGUCGCCGUAGCAAGGCAGGGGGGGGAGGGGAGCCCCCCCAGAAAGGCAGCCCCCAGAUCCACAGGCGCAGUACCCAAGAGACCUUGCUGCAGGCAGGACGGCCGCGCUCCUCCUCCACCACUGAUACACCCAGCAGCCCAGCUUUGGCAGACAUGUUGGUGACCUCGGGGUACCACUCCACUGAAGAGUCUGAUCGGCAGGAUCGUUUGGAGGUUUUGGGCCCCGCCAUGUCUCCCAAUGCUCUGUCAACCAGUUCAGACGGUGGUCAGUACGGUGUGGAUUCAAUGGAUGGCACCCCGGACCCUCAGCGCACCAAGCAGGCCAUUGCUCAGCUACAGCAAAAGAUCCUCAAACUCACAGAGCAGAUCAAAAUCGAACAAACGGCAAGAGACGACAAUGUAGCCGAGUACCUGAAGCUGGCCAACAAUGCAGACAAACAACAGAGUGCUCGCAUCAAGCAAGUGUUUGAGAAGAAGAACCAGAAGUCUGCACAGACCAUCCAGCAGCUGCAGAGGAAGCUGGAGCAUUACCACCGCAAGCUCAGAGAGGUGGAGCACAAUGGAAUACCACGCCAGCCCAAAGAUGUCCUGCGAGACAUGCAACAGGGUCUGAAGGACGUGGGUGCCAAGGGGAUCAAACAGGACUUUUUAAGUUUUUCGUAUGACACAGGCAGUGUAGACCAGUCUUGUACUCUGUCAGCAAGCCAGGUAACUGGUGGCCUCUCCAGUAUCUCUCAGGCCACACACUCCGCCGCAGGAGCAGUCGUGUCCAAACCUCGUGAGUUUGCCUCUCUUAUCCGCAACAAAUUUGGAAGUGCAGACAACAUCUCUGGCCUAAAAGAUUCCCUGGAUGAACAACAAGGGGAUGAGCCUGUAACAAGUACUGGGAUGGUAGGCACUAGGACCCCAGGACCUGGGCAGCUGCAGUCCAGCCCAAAAUAUGGAAGUGAGGAAGACUGCUCCAGCGCUACGUCAGGGUCCGCAGGAGCAAAUAGCACCACAGGCGCUCCUGGAGGGCCUCCGAGCUCAAAGGGUAAUACACUGGAGCAUGGCCAGAGCUCUGGCUUUGAUGCUCUGCUGCAUGAGAUCCAGGAACUGAAGGACAACCAGAAUCGACUAGAAGAAUCAUUUGAAGACCUGAAGACUCACUAUCACAGAGACUACACAGAUAUCAUGCAGGCUCUGCAAGAGGAGAGAUUCAGGUGUGAGCGUUUAGAGGAGCAGUUGAAUGAUUUAACAGAACUGCAUCAAAAUGAGAUUCUCAACUUGAAGCAAGAGCUGGCCAGCAUGGAGGAGAAAAUCGCUUACCAGUCUUAUGAAAGAGCCAGAGACAUACAGGAGGCGCUGGAGGCCUGUCAGACGCGCAUCUCUAAGAUGGAGCUUCAACAGCAGCAACAACAAGUGGUUCAGUUGGAAGGUUUGGAAAACGCCACAGCACGCACUUUACUCGGCAAACUCAUCAACGUGCUGCUGGCCGUCAUGGCGGUACUCCUAGUGUUCGUUUCGACGGUUGCAAAUUGUGUAGUACCACUGAUGAAAACACGUAGCCGUACACUUUCCACAUUGCUCCUUGUCAUAAUCUUGGCUUUCUUGUGGCGGAAUUGGGAAGCCAUGUCGCAGUACCUAGACCGAUUUCUGCUGCACCCCAGAUGACCUGCAGGGGCGCUGCUGUUUUUGUCAUUUCAUGAAGGGACUGGAGGGCGGGAAUUCAAAGAUUUUGAUUCAAAGAUGGAGACUAACACUGCCUCAGUUGCACUUAGUACAGAGGGAUGAAGGGAUGCAGCACAAGAGUGGUGGACGGACAAAACCUACAACCUCUUUGUUUUUUGUUUUUUUGUUUUUUUCUCUUUUUUUUCAACAAAGGAGUGAAUUUGUUUACAUUUUUAUGAUCUCUUUCUGUCUACAUAAAGUUCUAUUGCUGAAUUUCCUAUUAUUUGUUGUUGGAAAUGAUGCAAGUCGUGUUCAUUGUUCUCGUAAUUGUUAGGAUAUACAUUUAUGCAAUUUCCCGAGUGUUGAGUUGCGUUGACUUGACUGGAGUGGUUUUAACAUGCACUGGAUGGAGAUCUCUCUCAUCUUUUUAACACCUUAUUGUGUCCCUCCUAACUUUAAAGCCGUGUUAUUCAUUUCUUUUAGUCUCUUCUGCUGUCGUCGUGCUCUUUCUCUUACGUGCAUCUCUUAGCUCGGUUAAUUUCCUGUGCUCAUUUCUUCACUCACUCAAACCCGUUUGCUGCUGUUUGGAACUUCACUGCAGUUGUUGCUGAAUGAAGGAAAAUAUGGAUUCUGGUGGAGAGGAGGCAUCUGGAGUUUGACCGAAUGGGGUGAGCCGAGUUCCCCACCCCCCCUCUUCAUUUUCGGCUCAAUGCCCUCCUAGAGGCACACAGUCCCCUGGUAUAUGAACAGAACGAACAUACUUGAAGAGCUAGAAAUGCUCAAAGACUCUCAGUGCUUCCGUACUGUUUCUUAUAGUGACGAUGAAAUAGUCCUUUUUAGUUUUUUUUUUAUUUUUUAAAAUGAAAUUAAUAAACACGCUGUUUUAAAAUUA